Messenger RNA from Pseudonaja textilis, 1469 nucleotides. The record is from RefSeq and is a predicted model, not a curated record. Lineage: Eukaryota; Metazoa; Chordata; Lepidosauria; Squamata; Elapidae.
AUGGCUGAUGCGCUCGAGCCAAACGGCCAAGCUCCGGGAGCCAACUUGUCCAGCCUUCAGCAUCCCGCCGGGAACUUGAAUCUUUCUUUGCCGUCUCGUUGGCCUUUGCCCGGGCAGUCUGCGCAGACCAUCGGGGCGGGUGCGAUCAUGCUGCUGGCGUUGGUGGGCAACUGCUUGUUGCUGUACCGACUCCGCUGCGGAGGGUGCUGCUGCGGAGGUCGGUUCAGGAGGCGGCGGAAGAUGGAUUUCCUCCUGGCGCACUUGGCCAUCGCCGAUCUCUACGGCUGCGGGCUAACGUUGCUCUCCCAGCUGCCUCCAGCAGAGGACGGGCGCGUUGCAGAGCCGGGAGACGCGGGGUGGCCGGCCGGAGACGCCACCUGCCGCUUGCUCCGCUUCCUGCAAGGCUCGGGGCUGCUGGCGCCGUCGCACAUGCUAGUUCUUAUCGCGUUGGAACGACAGCGCUUAGCCAAGGGCCCUCUGCCUCCGCAGGAAUCGCUGCCGCCUUUCGUGCUCGCCCGGAGCGCCCUGGCCGCGCUGGGCUGGCUCUUGGCGUUGUUACUCGCCCUGCCUCAACUCUUCGUUUACAGACUGGUGCCUUCGCAAGCCGGAGGCCGCUGCCUCAGCAUCUUCCCUCAGCUGCCCCGAUGGCACGGACAGGUUUACGCCGUGUACGAAGCCAUCACGGGCUUCGUAGCUCCCGCCUGCCUCUUGGGCAGGACGUGCAGCCGCAUCGUCGCCACCCUCGACGCUUCUGGCGCCGAGGAGGAAGAGCCAUCGCAGGAGCGCUCGCCGUCGGCGCCCCGGAGCCUGCCCCGCGCCCGAGUGAGGGCGCUGCAGCUGACUUUGGCGCUCGCCGUGCUCUUUGCGCUCUGCGGUUUCCCGCGCUUUAUUUUGGAGUUGGGCUUUGCUUUUGCCUCUCCCGAGGCCGCCACCCACGAAGCCCGGACGACCCUGAGCAACAUGAUGGCAGCCACCAACAGCGCCGUCAACCCCUACGUGUGCCUCUUGUUCCACAGCUACCGGCCCUGGGCGCGGCGGCUCCAGCGCAGCCUCUGCCGUUGCCCCGAUGGACAACCCAGACGGCAAGCUCGCCACCGGCAGCGACUGUCGCCACAGGCGGCCGCGGAUCGCGCUGAACUUUGGCUCUGCCCUUGCCAAACUAAGACGCCUGCCAUUGCAACAGCCGUCCAGCUAGAGAAGGAGGAAAGCCGGGCUGUUGGCGAGAGCGGAUUCUAAGAUCCAGGGCCAACUUUGAAGAAGGCUGCAUUUGCCCUUAAGAGUCCACAGAAAGCAGGUUAAGGAAAGGAGAAGGGACCUUUUGGACAAUUAGGAUGGCUUUAAGUUUGUUUGGGCUUUUGACACCAUGUAUUCUACUCACUUAAGAGUAAACUAAAAGAUUCCAGGGUGCUUGUUUGCCUGCAAGCUAUGUGUUCAAAGGCUUUACCCUGGAAAAAAUAAAGGAAGAGCCC